This is a messenger RNA of Phragmites australis (common reed), 1291 nucleotides long. RefSeq names its product pectinesterase 31-like. The transcript has 6 exons. Lineage: Eukaryota; Viridiplantae; Streptophyta; Magnoliopsida; Poales; Poaceae. The coding region runs from base 114 to 1082 and encodes 322 amino acids. Gene Ontology annotation, molecular function: pectinesterase activity. The record is from RefSeq and is a predicted model, not a curated record. Gene Ontology annotation, biological process: cell wall modification.
ACGCGGCGCCAACGCCAAACUGACUGUUACACCAACCACCGGAACGCGCGAGGCGAGUCCAAGAAACCGUAGUCUUCGCUUCCGCCCGCGCGCGGACCGAUCCGUCCGUUCCCAUGGCGCAGCGGCGGGUGCUGCGGGUGGUGCCGGGGGGCGGGGGAGGUGCAGACGGGGAUGCGUUCCCGACGGUGCAGGCGGCGGUGGACGCGGUGCCACUGGGCAACCGCGCGCGCGUCGUCAUCCGCCUGGCGCCCGGGGUGUACAGGGAGCCCGUCUACGUCGCCAAGACCAAGAACCUCAUCACGCUCGCCGGCGCGUCGCCGGAGGCCACCGUCGUAUCCUGGGACAAUACCGCCACCCGCAUCAAGCACUCCCAGUCGUCCAGAGUUAUUGGGACGGGAACGUUUGGAUGUGGUACCUUUAUUGUUGAGGGGGAGGAUUUCAUUGCAGAGAAUAUCACAUUUGAGAACUCCGCUCCCCAGGGAUCUGGACAGGCAGUUGCAGUCCGGGUGACUGCAGAUAGGUGCGCUUUCUACAAUUGUCGGUUCCUUGGUUGGCAGGACACAUUAUAUUUGCAUUCUGGAAAACAAUACUUAAGAGACUGUUAUAUUGAAGGCAAUUGUGACUUCAUCUUUGGUAACUCUAUUUCCCUUUUGGAGCAUUGUCAUAUCCACUGCAAAUCAACGGGAUAUAUUACUGCUCAUAGCCGGAAAUCCACUUCAGAAUCUACUGGCUAUGUAUUCUUGAGGUGUAUUAUUACUGGAAAUGGAGAAGCUGGAUAUAUGUUCCUAGGUCGGCCAUGGGGGCCCUUUGGGAGGGUUGUAUUUGCAUACACUUUUAUGGAUCGCUGCAUUAAGCCUGCUGGGUGGCAUAAUUGGGACAAAUCCGAGAAUGAACGAACUGCUUGCUUCUAUGAGUACAGGUGCUCAGGGCCAGGCUUCCGCCCAUCAAACCGAGUGGCAUGGUGUAGACAAUUGCUCGAUGUUGAAGCAGAGCAGUUCCUCGCACACACUUUCAUUGAUCCAGACCUCGAUAGGCCAUGGCUCCUCCAGAUGAUGGCAAUAAGAAUGCCGGCCUCGGCAUAGUUUGAUUCCAGGGUCCUAAUUCAUGCCUCCUUCCUAGUCCAUUUAAUAAAUGAAUUUGGAGGAUGUAUUAUAAUUUUUGUAACAUUUGAUCUGUUGGUACUUGGUACCCACGUUGAUUAUAUUGAGGAGAGCGAAAUAUUUUGUUGUGAGCUUUGAGCCUGUGACUGAUUUGAGAACUACUCUGAAAUACGGAAAGCAUGUUGUUCAAA